Molecule: messenger RNA, 682 nt
Organism: Phytomonas sp. Hart1
Lineage: Eukaryota; Euglenozoa; Kinetoplastea; Trypanosomatida; Trypanosomatidae
Source: the annotation of a GenBank genome assembly
GAUCUGCUUUUAUCUUCUUUUUUCGUCAAACUCCACGCUUUUUCACUCCUUUCCACCAAUCAUGGCCGCUCCCAAGACCGCGAUCACCGCCAAGCGCUCCGGCGCCCCUCGCCACCGCAAGCCCAAGCGCAGCUGGAAUGUCUACAUCAACCGCUCGUUGAAGGCGAUUAACAAACAAAUGAGCCUGUCCGGACGCACCACGCGAAUUGUCAACUCCUUCGUUAACGACCUCUUUGAGCGCGUCGCGAUGGAGGCCGCGACGUUGGUGCGGGUGAACAAAAAGCGCACGUUGGGCGCCCGCGAGCUGCAGACGGCCGUCCGUCUGGUGCUCCCCGCGGAGCUCGCCAAACACGCCAUGGCGGAAGGCACCAAGGCCGUCUCCAACGCCGCGCGAUGAGGAAAUGGCGGGAAAAGGAGAAAUAAUCAGAAAAGACGCGGUGCGUCGAGGAGGGGGAAGAUGCGCGGGCCUCGUCCCUUUUGAGGGGAGGUGAGGCGUGUAUCGGAUCGACAGGAGUGCGCUGAUUCCUGCUCCUCUCACACCAUGUCUUUAACAUAGAAUUCUUUUUUAUUAUUAUUAUUACUUUUUUUUAUUAUUAUGGGUAAAUUUUCCUUUUAUAUAUAUUGACUUCAGAGAAAUUGUACGAAAGAAAUGUUAAUUUUUUUUGACCGAAGUUUAUAUUAU